Messenger RNA from Pyrus x bretschneideri (Chinese white pear), 1767 nucleotides. Its product is annotated as disease resistance protein RUN1. Gene Ontology annotation, biological process: signal transduction; defense response. NCBI's taxonomy places the organism in Eukaryota, Viridiplantae, Streptophyta, Magnoliopsida, Rosales, Rosaceae. Gene Ontology annotation, molecular function: ADP binding. The record is from RefSeq and is a predicted model, not a curated record.
AUAUUGACCAAAAGAAGAAGAUAGGAAUGACCUAAUUAUAUAUUUACCCUGCACACAGACAUUAGCAAUGCAGCUAGCAACGAGCUGUUUGUCCAUCGAUCCACAUCAAUGGCUCUUGUGAGAACAUCUAAAGGAACCUCUUCUGAUUCCAAAACUUUUCGGGGUUAUCGCCACGACGUGUUCUUGAGCUUCAGAGGCGACACUCGCAAGACUUUUACCGACCACCUCUACACAGCCUUGAACAACGCAGGAUUUAACACGUUCCGAGACGAUGAUGAACUUGUGAGAGGAGAAGAUAUAAAGCCAGGACUGCAGAAAGCGAUCUGGCUGUCACGAACUUCUGUUGUCGUGUUUUCGAAAGAUUACGCGUCAUCCAGAUGGUGCCUUGAUGAGCUUGUGUUGAUCCUUGAACGCAAGAGGACUACCUCGGACCAUGUAGUUAUACCAGUCUUCUACGAUGUCGAUCCGUCCGACAUGAGGAAGCAGACGGGAAGUAUUGGAAAAGCAUUUGCUCGACACCAGAAAACUCAGUCGCCAAAAAAGGUGAAGGGAUGGAGGGAGGCAGUUGCAGAGGUUGCAGAUCUAGCAGGCAUGGUCUUACAAGCUGAUGGGUAUGAAUCAAAGUUUAUCGAAAAAAUUGUUAAAGUGGUUGGAGACAAGUUAAGUCGCACACCAUUGAGUGUUGAACCAAAAUUGAUUGGAAUCGAAUCUCAAGUUGAAGACAUCAAUUUGUGGUUACAAGAUGGAUCAACCAAUGUCGGUAUACUAGUUGUGUAUGGCAUGUCUGGAAUAGGGAAGACAACCAUUGCAAAACAUGUUUACAAUUCAAACUUUAGAAGCUUUGAAGGAAGUAGUUUCAUUGAAAAUAUCAGAGAAACAGCAGAUCGACCAAAUGGCUUAGUUCAAAUACAAAAGCAACUUCUUUCUGAUAUUUUGAACGGCAGAGAAGUGAAAAUACAUGGUGUUAGUGAUGGACUAAUAAAGAUUGAAAGAGCCAUAAGCUCUAGAAGAGUGCUUCUUGUUCUUGAUGAUGUGGACCAUAUGGACCAAUUAGAUGCAGUACUAAAGAUGAAAGAUCAGUUUUAUCGAAGUAAGAUACUUAUAACAACUAGGCGUGAAAGGUUGCUAAAAGCACAUCAAGUUACAAAGGUGCACAAAGUUGGAACUUUGUAUUACAAUGAGUCAUUAGAGCUUUUCAGUUGGCAUGCUUUUUGCCAAGACCAUCCCCUUAGAGGUUACAUGGAAUAUUCAAAAAAGGUUGUACAGUACUGCAACGGACUUCCAUUAGCUCUAAAAGUUUUGGGCUCUUCUUUAUCAAGGGAAAGUAUAGAUGUAUGGGAAAGUUCAUUGGAGAAGCUAAAAGCUAUCCCUAAUGGUGAAAUCAUGAAUAAACUAAGAAUAAGCUAUGAUAGUUUACAAGAUGACCACGACCGGAAAUUAUUCCUCCACAUUGCUUGUUUUCUAAUAGGAAGGAGCAAAAGCCACAUUGUUAGAAUACUCAAUGGAUGUGAUUUCUAUACAAUCGUUGGGAUUCAAAAUCUGCUUGAUCGAUGCUUGGUGACAAUUGAUGGAUGCAACAACGUGCAAAUGCAUGACUUGAUCCGUGACAUGGGAAGAGAAAUUGUUAACCACGAAUCAGAAGAGCCUGGAAAACGCAGUAGACUAUGGUGCCACAAGGAUUCUUUUGAAGUAUUGAAGGAAAAGAUUGUAAGAAACAUGUCUUUUAUGUCUAUAUGUAUUUCUUCUUGUGAAAAUUAUCCAUAUUAA